Lycium barbarum (goji berry) is the source of this 1481-nucleotide messenger RNA. RefSeq lists its product as uncharacterized. NCBI's taxonomy places the organism in Eukaryota, Viridiplantae, Streptophyta, Magnoliopsida, Solanales, Solanaceae. The transcript is spliced from 11 exons. The record is from RefSeq and is a predicted model, not a curated record. Gene Ontology annotation, molecular function: protein binding. Bases 108 to 1394 code for a protein of 428 amino acids.
UGGUAUAAAGUGAGAUUAAGCUUCAAAUUUGACAAUUAAAAAUAAAAAAUUAAAUUUUAUGCAAUUUGUUUUUGCCUCGUAGAGAAGUUUGACAACCCCAAAGGGUAAUGUUUGGGCUGACUAGAAGUCAAAAAAGGAUACGAAAGUGCUUGAAAUACAGCAAAACCCGCUCUUUUCUUGUUAGAGGAGAAAAGGUUCAGAAGUUUCUGGAGGCUGCUUGUUCAGGGAAUAUUAAGCUUUUCAAAAAAUUGGCAAAGCAACUGGAUGAUGGGAAAGGUUUGGCCGCUACGGUGGCGAAUGUGAAGGAUCGUAACAAACGAGGGGCAUUGAUUUUUGCUGCUACAGAAGACAAGAUUGAGUUGUGCAAGUACUUGGUGGAAGAGUUGAAGAUUAAUGUCAAUGAAAAAGAUGUAGAAGGUGAGACUCCUAUUCUUCAUGCUGCUAGGCAAGGACACACUGCUACUGUCCAGUACCUCAUCGAACAGGGUGCAGAUCCUGCUCCCAUCCCCUCGGGGCCAACAGCUUUGCAUCAUGCUGCAGGAAAUGGACAUAUUGAAUUGGUAAAAUUCUUACUGUCAAAGGGCGUAGAUGUUGAUUUACAAAGUGAUGGUAGUACACCACUUAUGUGGGCUGCAGGUCUUGCCCAGGCAGAUGCUGUUAAGGUUUUGCUGGAACACCAUGCUAACCUUCAUGUUAAAACAGAAGGUGAUAAUAUCAGUCCUUUGCCAUUAGCUGUAGCAGCCAAUUCAUUGCCUUGCGUGGAGCUGUUAGUAAAGGCAGGGGAUAAUGUCAAUGUUAGGACUAGUGAAGCAACUCCUUUGCUAAGUGAUGGUGAAGCAACUCCUUUGCUCGUUGCUGCUCAUAGAGGAAAUGCAGAAAUUAUUAACUACUUACUACAAGCUGGAGCUGAUCCUAAUGCCGCUGAUGAGGAUGGUAAUAAGCCACUACAUGUUGCAGCUACAAGAGGCAGUCGGGCAGCUGUUAAAGCUUUAUUGCCCGUCACACCACGGAUUCAGAGUGUUCCAGAAUGGACGGUGGAUGGAGUCAUUGAGUUUAUGCAAGCUGAAUACAGGAGAAAACAGGUCAUUGGGUUUAUGCAAGCUGAGUAUAGGAGAGAACAGCAGGAAAGAACAGAAGCUGCGAGGAAAGCAAACAAGUCAAGAGUUCCAAAGAAAGAUAUACCCAAGGUGACUCCUGAAGCAAAGAAGAAAGCUGCAGAUGCAAAGGCGAGCGGAGAAGAGGCAUUUAAGAGGAAGGAUUUUGCUACGGCUGUAGAUGCUUAUACGCAGGCAAUUGAUUUUGAUCCAACUGAUGGCACUCUGUUUUCCAAUAGAAGCCUUUGUUGGCUCCGCCUGGGGCAAGCUGAACAUGCCUUAAGUGAUGCCAAGGCCUGAAGAGAACUGAGACCAGAUUGGGCAAAAGCUUGUUAUCGGGAAGGUGCAGCUCUAUGUCUAUUGCAGGCAUGCCCUUCUUCUCCUGGA